Messenger RNA from Sycon ciliatum, 4367 nucleotides. Its product is annotated as ras-specific guanine nucleotide-releasing factor 2-like. The record is from RefSeq and is a predicted model, not a curated record. Bases 397 to 3063 code for a protein of 888 amino acids. NCBI's taxonomy places the organism in Eukaryota, Metazoa, Porifera, Calcarea, Leucosolenida, Sycettidae. Gene Ontology annotation, molecular function: guanyl-nucleotide exchange factor activity. The transcript has 25 exons. Gene Ontology annotation, biological process: small GTPase-mediated signal transduction.
UCGAAGGCUCAAAAGAAAUGGUGAAGGCUAUCUAUCCCGCAGUCGUUUGGGAGCCAAAACAGCAGUGUCACUGACAGUAUUCGUGUUGCUAUCUCGAAAUAAUAAUGUACAUAGAAGUGACUCAGUAUUGUGUAAGUGUAGGCAGCUGGCCGGAACCUCGGAACGUGAUACUACUAAGUACUUGCUGUUAGGAUCGAAAAGCUGUGUCCAUCCGUAGCAGAGUGUGGUUCUAUGCUGGCGAUGCCACUUUCAAUAUCCCGAAGUUUCUGCUGAGAAUUGGCAAUCAUCUCAACGAAGGAGAGAGUGCGGCAGCUCGGCAUUCUGCGCUGCUGGGUUGACGGCUGAGGUCAGCUUCUGUAAAUCAGCCCGUCAGAUAGUAUCCGUGAAACCUCAACGAUGCAACGAAAUGGAGAGGUAGUGGCCAAUGGACGACCUGGCAGCGAGCUGCCGCCGUCCCUUGAGAACGGUCCUGGCAGCCGGCUUCGUAGUCACACAUGUGAAACAGGCACUUUUGACAAGGAAGCAAUAGCCGACGAGGAGAAGAAGAGGAAGAAGCCAAAGAAGCGAUCGCAGAAGAGGACGGUCAAGGCUGCUGCGUUGGAAACGCUUUUCUUGCAGCUCGGAGAAGAGCGUUUCCAGGCGGGCGACUUUCUCUACACCUUUCUGACAACGUACCGCUACUUCACCCGGAGUGGCGAGGUCAUCAAGGCCCUACAGAGCGUGUACCGUCAGCAGAGACAGAAUCUGCAGUUUGCGCAAGCGCCUAGUCAGGAUGAUGCCGUGUUUUCCUUCGCAGACCCGCCAACUUCAAGUGGUACGAGCAUCCCCUAUGCAUCUCCUGCCGGCCCCUUAACUGGACGCGGCAUGUCGCUCUCCACCGACAAUCUGUCCAGAGCCAGUGGGCCACGCGGCUCCAGCGGCUCUUACGACCUCACAGCUGCAUCGCCCUCUCUACAAUCUGACGAUUCUCUGAAUGAAGAUGGGCCGCUGAACGGUGAUGCGAAAAAAGAUGAUUCAGACAUUUUCCGGCCAAGAGCAAGGCUGUAUCAGGGAACUGUGUCUCGACCCGGCCGGACGCGGCGAAAAAUGUUCUGUUCACUAAAGAAUGAAGAACAUAAGUCUGAGCCGAGAUUAUCGGUAGAUUCUCCAGGACACGAUAGUCAGGAGGAGGAUUAUGAUGGUGUCCUUGCAGCGAAAUCCUGUCCGACCACACUCGACUCCAUCAACAUGGAGAAAGUGGUGUUCCUGGAGCGCACGAUGAGCGACACGCCGCCCACGGAUGUGCCGCUGUGUGACCAGCUGCUGGCACACUCCACCAUCGGCAAUAGCGAUUUAGUGUCCUCCACUGCUGGUAGGAUGGGUUUGCAGCGUUCACAAGAAGCUGUUGAUGAUGAGUAUUCUGAGGCCCGGCUGAAGCUUCGCGUGUCCUCUGUGUGUGGUGCCACGUCACCCAUCGUGUCAAGGAAAGGAGGUCUGAAAUCAAGAUCCUACACGUCCUUGGUUCCGCUAGCAAAGGGUGAUAGCAAAGAGGAUUACUCGCAGCCUAAGGCGCGAUGGCCAUCUUUACCUGCAAUUAUUCGGAGAAUGGAUAAUCCCCUCAGCUCGAAAAGUUCUAAAGAACACCUCCCAGCUCGUGCACCUGCCACAAUAACCUCGGACUUUCCUUCUCCCGUAAUUGUUGCAAAACCAUUGCGGCCGACUGUGUCUGGAGGGGCCGAUAAAUCCCAAAGCGAAACAUGGGCCAAAACACGGCGUUCGAUGCCUAUGGUGGGGUGUUUUGAUUCUGCAGGCAACGGAAUAGAGAGUGCCAGUAGCUCGGGCGUCCUGACAGAGCACCACAAGUCUUCAACAGAUGUCUCCCGAGCGCCGCCUCGGUCUGAAACCAGUGGGCCGGCAUCGGUGGACAGGUUACACAGUCGACCGGGAUCGGACUGUCGAGACGCUGGCAGUGCGGGUCACUCAAGAUCACCGUCGCCGUCCCUACCAAGGGCGCCUGUGUCGCAGCCACGGGAUCAAAAAUGCUCUCCGCUAACGCUACGCGUCUUCAAUAUUCUCAAGCAGUGGAUAAAGACCUUCCCGGAUGAUUUCAAUGAGAAAUCAAUGUCUCGCCAUCUUAUACUCCAGUUCAUUGAGGAGGUGAAGCAGAGUAGCAUCAUGGCUGAUGUUGCACUGGCAAAGAACCUUAACAAGUGUUUGCUGCAAGCAAGCAGUGCUGCAGAGUUAGGAUCUCCCACUGACAAGGCCGCGUUGUCGAUGUCAGCCUUCUCCAACGGCAAAGGGCCGAAGCUCUCUACCUUCUCGCAUCAGUGUGUGGCCGAACAGAUGACGUUGAGUACACACCAGGCGUUCUGCCGCAUACGACCUGGAGAACUCUGUAAGCAGGCUUGGAAGCGGCAAAAUCGAAGAGAAAUUGCCCCAAACGUGUGUGCAGUCAUUGACAAGUGCAAUCGCCUUGGUAACUGGGUACCAUCUGAGAUUCUGGCUGGCAAGACAGCUGCGAAGCGUGCCGAUGCCAUUGAGAAGAUCAUUCGCAUUGCUUUCCACUGCCUGGACCUGCAUAACCUCAAUGACACACUGAUCAUUGCCUACAGCCUGCAGAAUUCUGCAGUGGAGCGCCUCUCCAAAUCAUGGAAACUGGUUCCGUCCAAGGUUAUGAAAAUGCUGGAGGACAUCAAGAAGGUAUGCUCAGCAAACGAGCGUUAUCAGGCCAUGCGCACGUACAUACAUGCGUGUGAGCCGCCUUGUGUGCCCUUCAUCGGUGCCUACCUAGACAUGAUCUAUGGCAUUGAUGUCACCAUGAACACAUUCGACAAUAACGGCUUUGUCAACUUCGCCAAAAUGGUCCGCCUCUCGAAACAGAUCCGAGAGCUGGUCCAGUUUCAGCAAGAACAGUACAAGGAAUUGGAGUUUGACCUGGUGACACAGCACUAUCUUUCCACGGGCCUUGUCCUUGAGGACGACGACGAAAUCUUCACGCUGUCCCUGGAGCGAGAGCCACGUGAAGCACAGAAGACAAUGGACAACGUAACCAACAGCGAGUCGUCAACGUCAAUCUUCAACUGAUUGCAAUGAAUCAGUCUUCUACCUCGUUCCGUGGAGCGGAUUCUUCUCCGAUGCGUACACAGCGCCGGGCCACAGUCAGGAUGACUAACCUGGAGGCAACAGCAUAUUGCUAACAUGCAGUGCUGACCAAAGAAACCCAACCUAAUGAAGAAAGUAGCGCCGCGUUAGAGUGCACAGAAGGAAUGUGUAGCGCCCGGCGCUAUUUUAUUCAUGAGGUUGGAUUUCUUUGGGUCAGCAUGACGACAGUGCUACGGGCACUUCAAACGGCCACCGUUCCAGUGAUCUGUGUGCUUUGUGACAUCAAGUGUACACAAAUUGUGUACACUUGAUGUGGCCAGCGAGCUGCCAGAAUGAGCUCUCGGCAGUGCAGGCCCUGGCUGCGUGUCCGCAGCACCCUAGGUUUUUUCCUUGGCACAUUUCUAGUCUGCCAACACUUGUUCCCACCAAUGUUCCUUACACCGUAACUUGAACUGCUGCUACUAUAAAGCAGUCCGAAUCAAAUUACGAUUUCCGUUCCGAUCAAUUCAAUACUGAAUUAUUAUUUCUGUGCUCACCACCAUCAUUUCCCUAAGAAUUCGCACACUCCAUCCCAUCACUCAUUCUCAACACGCACUCAACGGCCUCUCCGCUGCGCAAAACUCCUUCUCUUUACCGAGAAGAGGAGUUUUGAUCAGCAAGAAACCACUCGAGUCUGUGUUGAAGCUGAGUAAUAAUUAUCAUCAUUUCACCAUAUGCACUGCAUCCGCAUACAAAUCUCCCGUUAUAACUUCAUUGUGCAUGCAUAGCGAGCAAUGAAUGCUUUUCCUAGCUGUAGCGGCGCAUUGUCCACCACCUUGCUGGCACUAGGCACAUCCAUAAGCGAUUACUUGUUCUUACUCAGUAGUGCUGAUCAUAUUAAUUUUGUCUGCUGCCUUGCUGUUAGAUCGAUUAGUUUGUGAUUGUAUACACAUAUAGUUCUCUUUGCCGUGUACGGUGUUGGUCUGUAGCACUGUACAUCACCCGACUGUGGGACACGAUCAUGUAUGUACAUGUACUGUGCUUUCUGCCAAUAGUUGUCCAUUCUCUGUAACACUAGCUUGGCAACCAGUCAGUUCACCAUGGUUCACACAUGUGAUGAGCCCUGCUUCCCUGCUCACCACCACGCAAAUGCUACGCGAAAUAAGGAUUUUUUUCGAGAAUGUGUUGGCUAUUGUACAUUAUUGUACUGUUGUACGCUUUGUGCAUGUGCUGCAUAUUUUGUUGGUCACUAUUUAAGAUGUCGCCGGCUCUUGGCCUUGUGACAUCGGCAGCACAGUAUGAUAAUU